Molecule: messenger RNA, 273 nt
Organism: Bipolaris sorokiniana ND90Pr
Lineage: Eukaryota; Fungi; Ascomycota; Dothideomycetes; Pleosporales; Pleosporaceae
Exons: 1
Source: RefSeq, a predicted model, not a curated record
AAACUUAAUCCUCGAGUCCAGCCAUACUAUCUCACUGGCUAUCUCAGUAGUAAUCUAUAUCGACUAAUCGAUCUGAAGUCAAAUAAGAUUGUAACUGCGAGAGAUGUGAGAAUACUCGAAGGAGUGUUCAACGAUCAAGCUCACGAUCACGAAUCGCAACUCGAAAUCGAUCGAGAAAUCAAUCAAGAAACUGAUCAAAAUCUCCAUCCGAAGAGAGAUCAGAUGAAGACGUCAAAAAUUGAUCAAAACGUCGAUCAAUCCACCAAUCAAUCC